CUGCUCUGAAGAGAACGGGAGUGUGGAGGCGCCGGCCGGUCCCACCGCCAUGUGACUUUCCAGGCCGUACACGCCGCGGAACCGGCAGAUAGGCUGACACAGCACCUGGGCCCUGCAGGCCUGCGGCUCUACUCUGCGCGCUGUGGGAGGCGAGGCCCGUGGUGGGGGAGAAUUGAAGCAGGUAACAUCUAAAGGAACUGGUUUAAAUCCUAAUGCCAAAGUAUGGCAAGAAAUUCCUGCUGGAAGUACUGAUGCCACCUCAGUAACUCAUGGAACUGAAAGCUCUUGGCAUGAAACAGCAGCCACGUCAGGGUCUCAUCCUGAGGAGCCAUCAGAAGAUACGUGUAAGGAAUAUGAAGUAAUGUAUUCUCCAUCUUGUGAAAGCACAAGAAAUACUACAGGCAUUGAAGAGUCAACUGAUGGAAUGAUUUUAGGACCAGAAGAUUUGGGUUACCAAAUAUAUGAUGUUUCCGGAGAAAGCAAUUCAGCAAUUUCUACAGAAGACCUAAAAGACUGUCUGAAGAAACAAUUAGAAUUUUGUUUCUCACGAGAAAAUUUGUCAAAGGACCUUUAUUUGAUAUCUCAAAUGGAUAGUGAUCAGUUCAUCCCAAUUUGGACAGUUGCCAACAUGGAAGAAAUAAAAAAGCUGACCACAGACCUUGAUCUAAUUCUUGAAGUAUUGAGAUCUUCUCCCAUGGUACAAGUGGAUGAGAAGGGCGAGAAAGUGAGACCAAGUCAUAAGCGUUGUAUUGUGAUUCUUAGAGAGAUACCUGAAACAACACCAAUAGAGGAAGUGAAAGCUUUGUUUAAAAAUGAAAACUGCCCCAAAGUGAUAAGCUGUGAGUUUGCACACAAUAGCAACUGGUAUAUCACUUUCCAAUCUGACACAGAUGCACAGCAGGCUUUUAAAUACUUAAGAGAAGAAGUUAAAACAUUUCAGGGCAAGCCAAUCAUGGCAAGGAUAAAAGCCAUCAAUACAUUUUUUGCUAAGAAUGGUUAUCGAUUAAUGGAUUCUAGUUUGUAUAGUCAGCCUAUUCACACUCAAGCACACUAUGCCUCACCAGUCUUUAUGCAGCCUGUAUAUAAUCCUCAUCAGCAGUACUCAGUCUAUAGUAUUGUGCCUCAGUCUUGGUCUCCAAAUCCUGCACCUUACUUUGAAACACCACUGGCUCCCUUUCCCAAUGGUAGUUUUAUGAAUGGCUUUAAUUCACCAGGAUCUUACAAAACAAAUGUUGCUGCUAUGAAUAUGGGUCGACCAUUCCCCAAAAAUCGUGUGAAGCCUCAUUUUAGGUCAUCCAGUGGUUCAGAACACUCAACAGAGGGCUCUGUGUCAUUGGGGGAUGGACAGUUAAACAGAUCUAGUUCAAGGAACUUUCCAACAGAGCGGCAGAACCCAACAGUAGCAGGGCAUCAGGAGCAAACUUUCCUUACAAAGGAGACUCCCACUCUGCAGAUGGAACAGAAUGGGGACUAUGGUAGGGGCAGGAGAACUCUGUUUAGAGGUCGAAGACGACGAGAAGAUGACAGGAUCCCAAGACCCCAUCCUUCAACAGCCGAGACAAAGCCUCCAACACCAAAGUUUGACUUACUAGCCUCAAAUUUUCCUCCUUUACCUGGAAGUUCAUCAAGAAUGCCAGGUGAACUUGUUUUGGAGAAUAGGAUGUCUGAUGUUGUUAAAGGUGUCCUCAAAGAAAAGGAUAAUGAAGAGUUGAGAGUUAGUUGCUCAGUGCCUGCGGAGGAUGAGCAGACAGACUGCACUUCUGCCCAACAACUAAGUAUGAGUCCCAGUCCUCCAGGUGCAGCUGAGAUUCCUGCACUUAGCGCAACUCAGCAAGAAAAAGAUUUAGUAGAGGAUACCACUGUUCAGAAGGAUGUUCUCAACCAGAUACCAGUUUCUUCCCCAAGUACUACAAAGCCAUCAAGGGCAAAUACUACUUCACCAUGUAAUAGUAACAUAAAUGCAGCUGUAUCUGUGGCUCUGCAGGAACCCCGAAAGUUAAGUUAUGCUGAAGUGUGCCAGAAACCCCCAAAAGAGCCGUCUUCAGUUCUUGUGCAACCACUACGGGAACUUCGCUCCAAUGUAGUGUCUCCCACCAAAAAUGAAGAGAAUGGAGCUCCUGAGAAGUCUGUUGAGAAACCACAUGAGAAGCCAGAAGCAAGGGCUAAUAAGGAUUAUUCUGGCUUCCGAGGCAAUGCCACGGCCAGGGGAGCAGCUGGAAAAAUCAGGGAACAGAGACGCCAGUUUAGCCAUAGGGCUAUACCUCAGGGAGUGACUCGACGUAAUGGCAAAGAGCAAUAUGUGCCACCCAGAUCACCAAAGUAAAAAAAGAAAAACUUUUCACAAACUUUUCUCUCUUCCCAUUAAACUUGAGCCGUGGCUAUAUUGAACUGUUUUGGAGGGGAGGGUUUAGCCAGAAAGGAAACAGGAAGAUGUAUGUCCUUAAGCCAUUAUGGAUUUUGGCUUUGUGAGCAGUUGGAUCCCAAAAUUCAUCUCUAACGUGAUUUUUUAAAUGCUGGAGGAUUCCAAUCAGUAUAAAUAUAUAUAUAUAUAUAUAUAUAUAUACACACAUAUAUAAAAAAUAUAAUUUUUCUAUUUUUGUUUUUGAUUUUAAUUUGCGGAGAUUUUCUGCUGAGAAUCAAUUUUGAACGUUCAGAUUUAGCUUGAAAAAAACAUUAUACAUCCUUCAGUAUAGGAGAUGAGGGAGUGAGAGAAAAUAUUUUUUGAACAAGCAAUUCUGUAAAAUUAGAAAUUACUUUUUUAAAUCUAUUUAAAGUUUGGCUUGGAAAAUGCCAUCUCUGGCUAUAUGGCCUUUUGUUGCAAAGCAGAUCUGUGGCUGGGGUGCCUGUUGUGGGUGUGAGUGUGGACAAGAGUGAUUGAAGCCAAAUCUGUUGUGUUAGUAAAUGAUUUUAAAACUGAAUGUAAUACUUGAGUAGUUUUUUUCUUCCUAGUUUGAAAUUUAGUCUGUCUUUCUGAGCUUACUAAUAUUUCAUCCAAGACGUUGUACUUGGAAAUAUGACUACCAAUCAGUUUGAUAUUCAAGAAAAAAAGUUUAUUCAGAAAAUUGAAAUAAAUUUCAUCUUAGACCUGAGUAGAUGGCCUUCAGAGUUUUAAACUGCCCUGUGAUUUUUCCCCUAACAUGGGGAGCAAAAGUUUUUUUGAUACUCUGAUGCUCUCUGUUCUUUACCCACUCCCCAAAGCAGAAUAACCACAUACUGAAUUCUGUGUUUGUAACUGCUUUGACCUGUCUAGUCAAAUGAUACAACUGUUCUAAAUUUCAGAUUCAAUUGAACAUGAAAUAUUUACUCUUCUGUUCACAUAUUUAGAAUUUUCACAUAUUUAGAAUUUUAGGUCCCAGAAUGGUAGGGCAAACUAACCCUACAAUAAUUUAUUUGCAUUAAUGUUAAGACGAAACAUUGUAACUGACUUUAAAAAGUGAAAUAGUGUAGAAGUAAAAAAACAUUUUUAAAAAGCUUAAUUUGGGGGGAAUUUUUUUUUUUUAUAUUUACAGAGUAUUACUUUUCCUCCUUCACUUCUUCCUCCUACCCCCAAAAACGAUACAGUUUGGAAUUCACUGAAACAGAACCAGCAAGUCAUGAGAUUUUUAAGAUGAAGAAAAUGGUUGAAGAAAAUUAAUGUGUAUUUUCUCAGUGGAUAAAGUUAUAUAGUUUUCAUAUGUUAAAUAGGCAAGUUUAUAUGCUGGUGUUUAGAAAAUGGCUCUACUAUUAAAAACCAUGUUGCAUUAAUCUGUUUUCAGUCAUACCAUGUUCAGAGUUCUAUGUAGGGUGGCUUUUAUUUUUCUUUUUAUGGAUAGCUUGUAAUACAUAAGAACUGUCCCUUAUGUUAGUGAAUUACAUAUGUACAAAUUGAAACUGUAAAUUGUGAACACUGGAAAGCACCAUUGUGACAUAGACUAAACAUCUUAGUAAUAUAUUAAAAUGAAUGUAAAUGGAAGUUAAAAUUACAUUACUGUGAAACUUACCUUCCAACUCUAAGUUAAGCUUUGAAAAUUUGUAUUAGUGGGUAACUGUUAAGAGCUUGGAAAACACUGCACAUUUCUGUACAAGCCAGAAUUAUUUCUUUGUAACUUAUUAUUCAGCUUGGCAAUUGCUUUUGAUUUGUUGGAUUUUAUACAUGAUAUAACAUAUUACUCAGUUUGAAACUAUUCAUUUCUACACACUAUUUUUUAAAUUGCUUAGUAGAUGAAACAUACAAUGAAACUACCUGCGCUGAAAUUUGGGGGAAGUUUAGGUCCUUUUAAGGAAAAGUAUUAAUAAUCACUGACUACAUCUAUGAUAAAAGUGCUUAUUUUGGUUUACUUAGAUAACGCUGCAGUUGGUGGAAAUGAUAGACAUUAAAGUGUUAACAUCCUGUGAAUGCAUUGGAUUUAAGAGAAUAAACAUUUUGUAAAAAUCACUUGGUAAGGAUUAUAAACUUAAUUAUUGCACUUAAAAUGAAACAUGCUUUUUUUAAACAAUGUGUCACAGAUGUAGGCUUGUAUUAUAUGUAUGCUUGUGUGUCUUACUGUUUCUAAAAAUCUAAAGAUUCUAAUUGUAACAAAAAGUCUUUUAAGAGUCUUCUUUUGAAGAAAGCAAGUGUAUUUUUGCUUUUUCCCUAAACAUUACUGAAAGUAGAAAUUUAAUUUGAAGACAUGACCAUUUUUUAAAUUUCUCAUAGUGUUUUUAAUUUAAUUUGCCUCAUUAUAACUAAUAGUUCCCAUUUGAUGGGAUAUAUAGAGAAGAAUAAAUAUGUGUGUAUGUGUGUGUGUAUAUAUAAUAUAUAUUCACAGUAUGUAUUUAGCAUUUAUUUUAUUACACCAGAUUUAAGGAUUUUUAUCUAAAUGAUGCCUGUGAGUUGUGUGAAAACUGUUGGCUUUUUUCCCAGCAUUACUCUUAUUAUUGAUGAGGGUGGGUGUUCAUCGUAGUUCAGUUAUUUAUUUGGUUCUUAUAGAUGGAAAAAUGUGAAUAUCAUUUUUUCUUCAUCUUUAUGACUUACCAUUUUUCCUUGGGUUGUUGAAUGUCUGGUACAGUGAUGUUCUGCCAUAAGUUUUUACUGAAUGAAAAGAACAAGAGUUAAUUAUUACCUUGCAGUUUAGAGAAAGUGCAUAGAGACAUUGCAAAACCUGCCUCCAUUUUCUAUCCUGAUAAUUACGGUUUUUGUAAUAUCAACAGCCUGUCUAAUCUGAGUAAUUUCAGUUUUGCCAAAUAUAGGCACAUUAAAAUAGUGCUCUAAAUUUUUUUUUCAACUGGAUUUUAGAGGAAGAUAAUACUUCAGUGAUACGGGGUUAUGGUGGUCUUAAGUGCUCAGUGUACAGGAGAUCAGAUGACACACAGAAUUCUGGUUUAUUUUUGGUUCCUAAAAUUAAGGUAGCUUGAAUAUUUCACAUUCCAUUUUCUUUUUAAAUAACCAGGUUUGCUUGUAAAACGCUUAAAUGAUGGAGUAUUAGCAUCUUCACUAGUGUUUACAAUAGAAAAGAAAGAAGAAUGUUGCUGGAACAGAAAAUAGCAUUUAAAAGUUAACUGAACACUUCUCUAGUUUAUUAGGUAUAGCCUUAAUAAUUAGUCUCUUGACUUAAAUGUCCACUGGCUUUACUCUGACAUGGUCAAACUACACUGGAGUUAAGUCUCUGAUAUUUGUGUUGGCAAUAUAUAUUAAUCAUUUUAAAGUACCAGUUUUUCUUUUUUAACAGAAAAGGCAAACUCAAAAGAGGACAUGUGUUUCUUUUAAGGGGAUUUUAUAAAUUCUUAAUUAUAUGACAGGUAAAGUUUUCUAAUACUUUAUAUUUCCUUAAAUUUGGUGGCCAUUAAUUUAACUGGGCUUUUUGGUAUAUGCUAAUGUAGCUCACCUGAGUGUCCAAGAAAAUACUUAGACAUUUCACUUUUUAUUAUCUGAAUGAGGAUAUUUAAGGAGUUGAAUUUAUUUUCAAGUUGAGAAUCAAUUCUAUUUUAUAAUUCACCUGAUUAUUAAAUAACUUAAAGUUUAAUUUUUAAAGAUGAGGACUUUUUGUGAAUCUUUGAGUAGACAGUUCCUAAAAGUGCAACUCAGAUAUUAACAGGCUGUGUGUUAAAUGGGUUUAUUUUCACUUUUCAGCACAGAACACUGAUUAGCAUGUAUAAAGAAAUAAUCCAUAUCAGCUUUUUGUUUAAAUCCUGAUUCAGGUGUCCUUUGAGUGACAUCUCUAAAUGUGAGGGUUUGGGGGUUAGAAUCAGUUCUCUGACUUCUAUUUUGUCCAUUGUGUAGGUUUGUUUCUGUUGUCAAAAAUGUCCCCUCCCAAAAUGGUAUGACACAUGCUUAUGCAUAAAAUGUUUAAAUGAGUACAUCCUUGUAUUUGUUUUCAACAUUGCCAAGGUGCUAUGGGAAACUAAAGUAACAAAAAUUAGAGAAAAAUAAAAUUAUUAAAAGCAGGA
Nycticebus coucang (slow loris) is the source of this 6405-nucleotide messenger RNA. It is a transcript of the gene LARP4, whose product is annotated as La ribonucleoprotein 4. The transcript is spliced from 16 exons. Gene Ontology annotation, molecular function: mRNA 3'-UTR binding. Gene Ontology annotation, biological process: positive regulation of translation. The coding region runs from base 362 to 2323 and encodes 653 amino acids. Lineage: Eukaryota; Metazoa; Chordata; Mammalia; Primates; Lorisidae. Gene Ontology annotation, cellular component: cytoplasmic stress granule; cytosol. The record is from RefSeq and is a predicted model, not a curated record.